Habropoda laboriosa is the source of this 677-nucleotide messenger RNA. RefSeq lists its product as uncharacterized. Bases 129 to 677 code for a protein of 182 amino acids. The record is from RefSeq and is a predicted model, not a curated record. Lineage: Eukaryota; Metazoa; Arthropoda; Insecta; Hymenoptera; Apidae. The transcript has 5 exons.
UACCUGUAUAUAAAACAUGACAGUGUAUAAAUUAAAAAAGGAAUCUGUGCAUUGCUGUUAAAUAUUUGAGUCAUAAGAGAUGAGUUGAGGGAAUUAGUCUUUAGUUUAGUAUAAAUUUUUGUUUUGUGAUGGAAGAUAGCGGGAUUGACAGUGACCCAAAAACUACUAAUAUAGAAGAUGAAAGGCUUUUUCUGGGAAGUGAUAGUAGUUGUAGCAGCAAUCAGACACAAACAUCACAACAUAAUUCUACUACUAAACAGUUGCAAAGAAAGCUUGAGGCUCGAAUUGAACAAGCUAAACGUAUUCAACGUAAUUCAGAUUAUGUAAAGUUGCCAAAAUAUGAUAAGGGAUCUGGGGGUGGUAGUAGUACUGCUGGUUUGAUAUCAAUUCAAAGACUUCCUGUACCAAAUAAAAAUAAAGAACAUCUUCCUCUUGUUGAAUAUUGGCAUAGUGACAGUGAAAGUGAAGGUGAAAUGACUCUUUUUCCAACAACUAAAUUAAAAGAAUCUUCAAAGCACAAACAAGAUCUUACUGACACAUUUAGCAUUGAAGAGCUGAGUGAUGAGAGCGAGGAUUCUUUGAACUUAGGACCUGCACAAUCUUCUCCAGAACUCAAAUUUAUGAAAUCUUAUGGAUGUACUAGUGAUUGCUUCCGUUGUCAGUGCCAGAUAUUGUAA